This is a messenger RNA of Ostrinia furnacalis (Asian corn borer), 363 nucleotides long. RefSeq names its product prostaglandin reductase 1-like. The transcript has 2 exons. Lineage: Eukaryota; Metazoa; Arthropoda; Insecta; Lepidoptera; Crambidae. The record is from RefSeq and is a predicted model, not a curated record. The coding region runs from base 47 to 319 and encodes 90 amino acids.
AAUAUUAAACGAAAAAUUCUCAUUUCAGGGUAAAUAAUAUACAAAAAUGGCAAAGUUAUAUAAAGCCAUGUUUAAUUCAAUGCGCUUAUAUUCUAGUAAUAUUGGAAAAGUUAAAUCUCAAAAAUAUGUCCUAACCAAAUACUUUCAAGGAGAACCUAAAAAAUCUGACUUCAAAAUAAUAGAAGAAGAACUUCCGGAGCUGCAAGAUGGUGAAAUACUGACUGAGGCUGAAUAUUUAAGCGUUGAUCCUUACAUGCGUGCUUAUAUGAUUGGUUAUAAAUUACCAACGGAUAUGAUAGGCGGACAAGUUGCUAAGUAAUUUUUGCAAUAACUAGUACCAUUAUUAUUAUGAUAUUAAUUGAC